AUGGCAGAAGUUGAUCACAAGAUUCCAGAAUAUCCUUCUGGAUUGUCGUCGUUGGGACCUCGGAACAGCAUGAUCCCUUCGCAUGCUCACAACAUGGUAAGUUCUCUUACCAGCUUAAUGUUGUGAAUAAUUGUAUAUUUAUGUAUAUUAUUGGUUUAGCUAUUAUAUAAACUUAUAUAAUCUAUGCUUUAAAUGUUGUUAUACCUAAACUUUCAGUCGGAUCACAUGCUUGCUGUUGCUUGUCUCAACGAGUUGACAGGAGACUUUCAAAGAAGUUUUGAUCCAGAUAUGACGUUUUGCAUGGUACCAGGAAGACUAAUGUUGUUACAAUCUGGCACUAGGUAUCGAGUAACUUUGGGAGAAAUUGGCAGAAGAAUCUAUGGACCUGAAUGUCUGAAUGCUUCGUUUUUGAGUGGAAUUUUGCGAAAGUAAGAUUUUCUUAAGAUUUUUCAUAAGAAAUAUUUUUUAACGAUAACCUAUUUUUAUUUUUGUUAAUAAUGCCGAUUAUCUUUUAUUGGCAACAUAUGAUUUAUAAUAUACCUUUUAAGAGCCAAGAACAAGGACGUUGGAAGGAACUUGAGGGAGAUGCUUCAGCAUCAUGGGUUGGAGCUUCAACCAGGACGUCGCAAAUCAGCUACUCCAACAUGUUUUACUGCUCUGGUGGAGGCCGAGGCGGAACAGAUGGCUAGCGACUUCCGAGAAUUGAUUCAUGGAUAUUAUCCUGCAUCUCAUGCUUCUACCUUCUUGAUCAGUAACGCUCCCGAGAAUUACUCGAAGAAGGAUGUUGAGAAUGAGUUGAUCGCUGCUAGAUGUGUGAUUCGUCGUUUGUUCGAUUUCCAGAAGCACGAGAAGCUGAUUCAUUGUCACAGUGAUCUGAACGAAAAAUGCUGCAUGAGCGACUUCAAUGAUGUAAGUAGUAGUUAUUAUUUUAGGUAACAUUAAUGGUGUCUGAUGAGUAGUUGGGUAAUGUUUUGGGGCUUUUUAGAUGACUCACACCUUUGGUAACUCUGCAAUCAGUAGUACAAUCUCGUUGAUCGAUGACAUCUUGGACAAGGCGAUGAAAAUGAUUAAUAAAGAAGAUGCUUCAGCUGCAAAACAAGCUCCUUCGUCUUCAAUGGGCGGAACCAUUUGUACAAGUCAUAUUAUUAAUGAUAUCGUGAGUUUUGGUAUUGUUUUAUGAAGUAGAUUGUUAAUUAGGGAUAAACGUUAAAAAUUUUUAAUGUUUUAUUGGGGUAACACUUGAGUUUAGGCUCAAAUGAAGGGCAGUCGACCUAUUCCACCAGAAAGCUUUUCAAUCCGAGCUCCACCGAAACGUUCAGUCUCAACGAACCAAGUACCCGCCUUUUCUCGACCAACGGCCAUCUACAAGCCGUCUAUCUUCCACAAGAACUUGGAACGGUUCAACGUUUGCAACAACGCUAACAGUGUCACCUUGAAUACUCAAAAGCUUGACUUUCAUUUGAACCGAGGUCUUGCUCAGCCAAUCGCAAGACGUCAUUCCAAAUCAUACGUUCACCGAAAUGAACCAUACCAAACAACUCCAAGAGUUCUUCUAACCAAACCUCAAAGCAGGAAGGCUUCUGCUUCUGAAACUCAAGAAGUGUAUGAACCUGAAGCUACAGUUACAAACGUAGAUAACCCAACUACACCGCAGGUUAUUGUACAUCAACAUGUUCACAGGAGCCGAAACGGGUUCAGCUACAUCAAAAAGUAAGUUUUAUUACUUGUGUUCCUUUAAUCAUUGUUCAAGUUUUAUCGUUUUUAGUUUUAUCGACGAAAGUUCAACGUGUUUAUGUCAUGUUGCUAUUUAUUUGCUUUCAGAGGAUACAUUACCACAACUCAAGGAUCGAACGAAUCGUCUUCUUCAUCAAGACAUUCGAAUUCGUCAAGCUAUGGCGAUGAGAACAUGUACUAUGGGGAAAGACAUUUUUCGAGAAGUGAAAGUGAUAAAUCUGGUUAUGUAUGGGGUGUUGUGGACCAAGAAGAACCGGAGCUAUAUAUUGAGCCAACUCCCGAAGCUCCUCGAAAAAUUAGUGUGAGUUCUGCUGUUUUUAUUGUAUGUAGUGUUAUCUAAAUAUAAUUCUUGUAUAUAAGUUACCUCCGUUUUUAAUUAAUCUUAAAUUUUUCAGUGUUUGCAACAGCUUCUGGAAAGCAAUGACCUGGAGGAUGAAGAACAGAUGAGUGAAGAGAUUAAGAAUUCUCCACAACCCACCAUCUGCAACCUUCAGGACUUGCUGGACAAAAACAACUACGAAUCCUUCAAAGAACCGUCUCCAAUCGACGAUUUGAACCUGGCUGGCGGCAACGACGUUUUCUUUGACAACUUUAUGUCAAGUCAACCAAGUAACAUAGAAACUAAUUAUUUGGAGCAACUGAACAACGAUGAUCUGCUAAUGGACAAAGUAAUAGUUAUAUUUAUUAUUGAAGUACAUAAUGUGGAAGUGACCUCACUACUUUAAUAUACUUAUAGGACGACAAUUGCUUUCUGGCCGAAGAGACAGAUGACUCAAACGAAAAUGUGCAUGAACUUCCACUUGAGCUGCCUCCAGAAUCCGGUGCCUGGUACAUGUGA
Molecule: messenger RNA, 2572 nt
Organism: Bursaphelenchus okinawaensis
Lineage: Eukaryota; Metazoa; Nematoda; Chromadorea; Rhabditida; Aphelenchoididae
Source: the annotation of a GenBank genome assembly